Hypanus sabinus (Atlantic stingray) is the source of this 3783-nucleotide messenger RNA. RefSeq names its product NACHT, LRR and PYD domains-containing protein 12-like. Gene Ontology annotation, molecular function: protein binding. The transcript has 9 exons. Lineage: Eukaryota; Metazoa; Chordata; Chondrichthyes; Myliobatiformes; Dasyatidae. Gene Ontology annotation, cellular component: cytoplasm. Bases 1028 to 3574 code for a protein of 848 amino acids. The record is from RefSeq and is a predicted model, not a curated record.
CAGUACAUCACAAGAACAGGCCCUUCGGCCACAAUGGUGUGCCAAACCAGCAGAAAAGUAAAUCAACCCUCCCCCAACAAAAUCUAGAGUUGUUGGGGGGGGGGUGAAGUUGGGGCGGGAGUGAUUAUCUACACCAACAGAAUAACAACAAGUCUGGAUACUGAAAACGAAGAGGGUGUCUGGAUUGGACGGCGAGUCUGGGAACUGAGCGUGCUGCCUCAGAAUAAAGAAACUUCACUUUAAAACGGAGAUGAGAGACAUUACUUCAGCCAAAGGUUGUUUGAUCUGUGGAAUUUGUUACCACAAACAGUGGUGGAGGCUAUCCUUGGGUAUAUUCAUGUUCUGGAUUGCUAAAUAGGUUAAGAAUUAUAGCAGGAAGCAAGAAUACGGUGUUGGAAAAAUAAUCCACCAUGAUUGAUUAUAGAGCAGACUAGAAUGACGGAAUCACCUAAUUCUACUCCUAUAUAUUAUGAUUUGUAUCUUAUACCAUGACUGAGUGAUGACUUCCUUGUAUCCCAUCACAAACAAUAGGAAAUCUUCAGAUGCUGGAAAUCCAAUCAAUACACACAAAAUGGUGGACUAACUGAGCAGGCCGGGCAGUGUCAAUGGAAGAGAGUAGCGUCGACAUACAGAUGCUGUCUGGCCUGAUGUGUUCGUCCAGCAUCUUGUGUCUGUUCUUUUGUAUCCCAUGUCAGGCUUUCUAAAGAGUGAGGGGCAGUUACAGAUUUCUUCACUCUGGUCAAGACAUAUGCGUUCCAGAUUUAAAUUUCAGGUUAAUGCUUUGUUCUCGUUUGUUUUAGUAACAUACUUCAUUAUUUCUCUGGAUAUAGACCUGCGGUGAGAGGUUUAUUGAAAGAAAAGCCCACAACUGGAAGCAAACCACAACUGAAGACAAGGGAAAAGCAACAAGGAAACCAGCCCGAGGACUGAGAGAACCAUUUCGAGAGAACCCAUCUGAUUCGGAAUUUCCAUUGAUUCAGUCAGGAGAAAGUUUGAGCAGCAAACACUAAUCACACCUGUCCUCAAAAUGGAUCAAAUUGCGAGCAGUGAAGGAGAGCCAGUGACGUCAACAUCGGGAAAGGACACGGCUCCGAGCUCAGCAAUCACCGAGCUCCUGGCAAACUGGGACGAUUCCCAGCUGCUGCAGUUGACGGAUAUCUACCGGGACAGGCUGGAGCAGGCGAUGGAAGGAGGGGUGCACGGAGUGAGCCUGGCGUUAACGGCCGAGAAUCAGUUCAGCGGAGAUGAACAUCGGAAAAUCUCUGAUCUCGCUGAUAAGGGAGAGCAGGCGGACAGUUCUAAACUCCUCCUGAGCCUGGUGAUGGAGAAAGGCUCCCGCGCCCGGAGGGUGAUGUGGGAAACCUUUGUGAAAAUGCGGACUGGUGUUCCAGAGUUGGACAAAAUGCUGAAGGAAAUACAGAUAUAUGGUUGUAAUCCCUCCCAUCCAUCAAACCCCGCUCAAGUUUUACUGAAGAUUCUCAGUGAGCUGAAAGAUGUUCAACAGAAACACAAGGAGACUCUGCGGGCACAAACUGAAACACUGAGAGUGAACACGAUCCUGAUGAGGGAGAAGGUGAAGGUUUUCCAGCUGGUUGAUCGAUACGCUGAGCUCACGGUCAUUUCUACUGUUCGAGAUCGGGAAAUGGUGGAACAUGAGCUGCGGGCAAGAGGCAGAGACCACGAGGAGUGGAGAGAAAAACAUCUCCGUGGACACCUGGAAAAACUCCGGACGGAUCAGCUGUUCCAGAGCAGCUUUUCCCGAAGUAAAUCCCAAUCAGAGAGUACAGCGGCAGUGGCCGGAGACCCAGGGAUCGGGAAAACAACAAUGGUUCAGAAGAUUGUUUAUGACUGGGCCACGGGGAAAAUAUACCAACAGUUCCAGUUUGUCUUCAGUUUCAAAUUCCGGGAUUUAAACUCCAUUGACAACAGAAUAAACCUGAGGGAACUGAUUCUAGAUCAGUAUCCUUACUUUGGGAAUAUCCUGGGAGAGGUCUGGAAGAACCCCGAGGGAUUGCUGUUUAUAUUCGAUGGUUUGGAUGAAUUCAAACAUAGAAUCGAUUUUGCUGACAGUCGGAGAGAUACAGAACCCAAGCACCAGUGCCCAGAUCCCGAGUGGUGGUGUGAAAUGUCUGACAUUGUGUACAGUUUAAUCCAGGGCAAGCUGCUCCCAGGGUGUUCAGUGCUGGUGACCACCCGCCCCAAUGAGUUACAUUUAUUGGAAAAGGCUCAGAUCAGGGUCUGGGCUGAAAUCAUGGGAUUUGUUAGUGAGAAACGGAAGGAAUAUUUCAUCAGGCAUUUUGAAGAUCAGAUGGUGGCAGCAGCUGUUUUCAAACACGUGAAGGAGAACGAGAUCCUGUACACCAUGAGCUACAACCCCUCCUACUGCUGGAUCCUCGCUCUGGCACUGGGUCCCUUCUUCACACAAAGAGUCAGGGACCCGCAGCGAGUUCCCAAGACCAUCACCCAACUGUACUCCUACUAUAUUUACAACAUCCUGAAAAAUCACGGCCGUGAGAUUGAGAACCCCCGUGAUGUGUUGCUCAGGCUUGGCCGGAUGGCCUUCAGAGGAGUGUCCGAGAGGAAGAUUGUGUUUACAGAUGGAGAUUUGAUCAACUACGAUCUGCUGCCUUCCCAGUUCCUGUCCGGGUUCCUGAUGGAGCUUUUGGAGAGAGAGGAUUCUGCCCGGAGCGUGGUGUACACAUUCCCACACCUCACCAUCCAAGAGUUUGUAGCUGCAGUCGCACAAUUCCUGAUCCCAGAUUGCAGAGAUAUUAUGAAACUCCUCACUGAAAUCCACUGCGUGAAGGAUGGGCGAUUUGAGGUAUUUCUCCGUUUUGUUGCUGGUCUCUCCAACCCAAUGACAGCUCGGGGCCUGGAGGCGAUUCUGGGUCCAUUUCCUCAUCAAACAACCUGCCGGGUGAUUGACUGGGUGAAGGAGGAGGUUAAACGCCGGAGUGGAAACACAGAGAGUGAAGCUGGUAAAAGGAGCCUCCUGAACACAUUGCACUACCUGUUUGAGUCUCAGAAUCGUAGACUGGCUCAGGACGCGCUGGGAUCUGUGAAAAAACUUUCAUUCAGUGAAAUUACACUGACCCCGAUUGACUGUGCGGUCCUGUCUCAUGUCAUCGGACUCUGUGAUACAAUAAAACACCUCGACCUGGAGAACUGCCACAUUCAGUGUGAAGGAAUCCAGCGGCUGGGACUCGGGCUGCACAAGUGCCAGGAGUUGAGCCUUGGGCAGAAUGAACUGGGAGAUUCAGGAGUGAAACUGGUGUCUGCGGCUCUGAGGAACCCGGAGUGUAAAAUACAGAAACUGUGGCUGGAGGAUGUCGGUCUCACAGAUUCUGGUGCCGAGGAUCUCGUCUCCGCUCUCAGUACAAACCCAUCACUGACGGAGCUGAGCCUUGGUUACAACUCGCUGACUGACGGAUCUGUCCCCGCUCUCCACCGCCUCAUACUGACCCUCCCGAGUCUGCAGUGGAUCCUGCUGUGGGGGAAUCAGUUCAGUGAGACCGGGGAGAAGGAACUGAGAGCUCUCCAGGGAGCCAGAUCCGGACUGACAGUGAUGGUGUGAACAUCCCCGCCCGCCGGAUGGGGACAUUUUGCCGAUUCCCCGCCCUCCCCUUUAACACCCGCCCUUACCUUUAAUGACCACGCGCCUAGUUUAAUUCCCAACGGUUUGAAGGGAACCGGCUCCUGCCUCGUGCUCGGUAACAUCAGAAUGGUCCCGCAGUGACGUAUUUCCGCCUGUUGUCCGGCGACGCAGCUUCGUCGCCGGAUGUG